CAGCUUCUCCUCCCAAAGCCCUGAGAUAAAAAAUGGAAGAACCUCUACAUCACCAUUACGACUUGGUAAUCCUCGGCGCCUCUGGUUUUACAGGCAAAUACGUAGUGAGGGAAGCUCUGAAAUUCCUCAACACACCUUCGUCUCCCCUCAAAACAAUAGCCCUAGCUGGCCGGGAUCCCGCCAAAGUGGAUGAAGCUCUGAAAUGGGCAGCUCAAUUGGCAUCCCCUCCUUCCAUUCCCAUCAUCAAAGCCGAUGUCUCUGACCCAACUUCACUUCGAGAGCUUUGCAGUAGAACCAAGCUCGUCUUGAAUUGCGUCGGUCCCUUUCGCCUCUAUGGAGAACCCGUCGUCUCUGCUUGUGUCGAAGCGGGUUGUGAUUAUCUGGACAUAACUGGUGAGCCUGAAUUCAUGGAGAGAAUGGAGGCAAUUUACCAUGAGAAGGCGAUGGAGAAAGGAUCCUUGGUUGUUUCUGCAUGUGGGUAUGAUUCGGUUCCAGCGGAACUGGGAUUAAUGUUCAAUUCGAGGCAAUGGGAACCACCAGCGGUACCUUACCGAGUUGAGGCGUAUUUGAAUUUGGAGUCAAAGAAGAGGAUAGUUGGGAAUAUCGGGACCUUCGAGUCGGCCGUUUUGGGUGUUGCUAACAUGAAGCAGUUGCAGGAGUUGAGGAGGUCUAGACCCAGAAGAGCUAGGCUGGCGAUUCCUGGGCCCCCUCCUCCGACAGGGCCAAUUAUAGAACACCAGAAGACAAUUGACCUUUGGGCACUAAGACUACCUUCAGCAGACUCCAUUGUUGUGCGGAGAACACUCGCAACUCUGACAGAAAACCCACAUGGCCUUCCUGGGGUUGAUGAAGGUGAGGAGCAGAUGGAGUGUAGGAAGAAUUUCUGGUCAAAGGUGAAGCCGGCCCAUUUUGGGGUGAAGAUAGGCUUCAAGUCUCUGUUGGGAAUUAUACCAAUUAUCAUAGUUGGGAUCUUCAUCGGUCUAUUUGGUAGAAUUUCUUUUGGGAGGAGGCUACUGUUAAAGUUUCCCUCCAUUUUCAGCCUUGGGGGGUUUAGGAAGACAGGUCCAACUGAGGAAGAAGUUGAAAGUGCUUCAUUCAAAAUGUGGUUCAUUGGACAUGGUUACAGUGACGGUAGUCUUGCUUCACAGGGAAACAGAAAACCAGAUACAGAGAUAAUUACCAGAGUUAUGGGACCAGAGAUUGGAUACUUGACAACUCCUAUUAUCUUACUUCAGUGUGCUCUUACAGUAUUAAAUAGGCGCAACAACCUGCCCAGAGGAGGUGUCUUCCCGCCUGGGAUUGUUUUUGGCCCAACUGAUCUCCAGGAAGGACUCCAGCAAAAUGGGAUAUCCUUCGAUAUUAUCUCAAAGAAAGCUCUUCCAGUCUAGUCUCUACAAUCUCUCAACCUUACAAGCAGUUCUAACAGGAAAAUGGAAAACCAUGGAGUUCUUGGUGGCCAGUUCUGAGAUGGACUGAUGGACACACAAUAAAUGGAGAUUUAAAUUUAA
Messenger RNA from Telopea speciosissima, 1508 nucleotides. RefSeq names its product probable mitochondrial saccharopine dehydrogenase-like oxidoreductase At5g39410. The transcript has 3 exons. Gene Ontology annotation, cellular component: plasma membrane; mitochondrion; lipid droplet. Bases 33 to 1388 code for a protein of 451 amino acids. Lineage: Eukaryota; Viridiplantae; Streptophyta; Magnoliopsida; Proteales; Proteaceae. The record is from RefSeq and is a predicted model, not a curated record. Gene Ontology annotation, biological process: glycolipid biosynthetic process.